Actinia tenebrosa (Australian red waratah sea anemone) is the source of this 1232-nucleotide messenger RNA. RefSeq names its product radial spoke head 14 homolog. NCBI's taxonomy places the organism in Eukaryota, Metazoa, Cnidaria, Anthozoa, Actiniaria, Actiniidae. Gene Ontology annotation, molecular function: protein binding. Gene Ontology annotation, biological process: intracellular protein transport; vesicle-mediated transport. Gene Ontology annotation, cellular component: membrane coat. The record is from RefSeq and is a predicted model, not a curated record.
ACCGUACCGCCAUAUUUGUUUUUAGAGCUCACAAGAAAGAGUUUUCCUCCGAAUUUCUCUACAAUAAAAUGGCUACUACUAUUAUUUCUGUUAAAUUACCACCAGAUAUUGAUCCAACGAAAGCAAUGCUUGCGUAUGGUGACAGAGCAUUGCCAAAGCUGAAUCGAGAGCUCAACAGUGCCGACCUCCUAACAAGACAGAAAGCUUUAAUGGCCCUAUGUGAUGUGAUGCACAAUUCUGAGUAUAUUACUGAGGGAUUGAGAGUGGGUAUUGCGGCAAGCUUAAAGACAUUACUAAAAGACACUGACCCAACUGUUAGGCACAAGACCACAGAGGUUCUAUUUAUUAUUGCAGGUCAUGCUGUAGGGAGAGAUGCAUUCCUGGAUCACAGUAUUAUUGUACCUUUAUCAGAACUGUUUAAUGACAAAGUUUAUCAAGCCAGACGCAAUGCCCACAAAGCAAUUGAAAUGUGUUCACAUACAAGUCCUGGAACUGAUGGCAUAGUUGAGGCAAAACUUAUACCUGUAUUAGUGAAGAAGCUCCUUGGAGAAGAAGAUGAAAUAAAGGAGCUUAUUCUGGACACUCUACAUUACUGCAUGAGAAUAGAAACCAGUGAUGCCUUGAAUAAUGAUGCUAUGAAAGCCUUCACUAAACUUCUGAGUCACUCAUCACCUUCCAUACGAUACAAGGCUGCAAGGGAUAUUAUGGAUUUGAGUUUUCUACUAGAAGGGAAAGAUAAAGCAGUAGAUGAAGGAGCAGUACCUGAGCUAGUAUUCCUACUUAAAGAUGAUGACACAAAUGUCAGAGCACAAGCAGCUGGUGCCUUAAUGAUAAUUACUAUAACGACUAAAGGGAAAUAUGCAGCAAUAGAGGCUGAGGCCAUUCAUAACUUGGUUAAAGUGCUGAGUGAUUCAGUCAGUGAAGUCAGACUUAAUGCCCUCAAGGCAAUAACAACAUUAGCAGAGGCACCUGUAGGAAGGACAACAUUGCUCAAGUCUGUCAAAGAGGUUGAAAAUCUUGUUCGUGACCACGACAGCCCUGCCGUUAGAAAGGCUGCUCAGAUUGCAGUAAAAGUCAUCACGUGGAAGCCAUAAACCAAUCAAAAUCCGAUACCGUCAUUCUUAUAAAUGCGUCUAUUUUGUAUAUAUAUCUUAUACAUAGUAUAUAGUCUCCUAUUGGUAUCAUUAACUUUGAAGUCGUGUAUAAUAAAGUUUCAUCACUAAUCAUGUUCA